AUGAACAGUUGCCAGGACAGAAUUCGGGCAGAAGGAACAAAAGCAGAGCAGCUUCGUCGAAAAGGGGAGGAGGUCACUGGAAAUCUGAGUCAAGUUGAGUCGCAGGUGACUGAAUUGGACCGAAAGUGCAAGUUUCUGGAAGGGAAGCUAAGCGAAUUGCGGAACCUGUCCUACGUGAUAACGGAACGACGCGGAGAGGAGUCGCCUUCGUCCGCGUCAGGAAAUACGCUAGGAAAACCAGGCUUCUAUGCAGGAGGUGGAGCGAAGCUAACAGCAAGUGGCUUGCCGCACGAAAUAAAGGCGAAAAAAGCUCUACCCACAGACAUAGCGGCUAAGAUCGAAAGGAUAACGACCGCAAUAAGCGAUGAACGCGAGAAAUUAGAAGAGACGGAACGUGAGGUAGACGCGAUAAUAUCAAAUAUAUCUAUGGUCUGAUUUUUUUCUCAGGAUUAUUUAAUCUACAUCUAGUAUCAGUAUGUUGGUCCAACUUAUUAUAUAUUUAUUAUAAUAUAAAUAUAUUAUGUAUUUAUAAUAUAGCAUAAUUUGCAAAUGCAAUGCCGAUGGACAACAUACCCAGUAUGUUCGUUUGUUUCAAUCAUGUUGUGCUUGUCAUGCUCGGAUGAGAUUCACCUUGUUUGUUUCCUGUUGAUGCUGUCCGCUGCGAGACCUGGUAGUUGCAGAGUCAUUCUUUGAAUUUGAUACAUGAAGACAUGACUCUUUUCACGAUAUUGAAUUCCGAUUUUCGUUUAUCAUGCUUGUUUUUGAGGUAUGCCCCGAAGCACCGGAAAGUAGUAGCUCGCAAAAGGCGGGGGCUUCCAGAUCAGUUUCCUCAUCAGAGAAGAAAAACCCUGACUCCGAAGCAUCUGCACCCUUCGGCAAGAAAUCCACGGCGACUCGAGCUAAAAACAGCCGCGUAGCUAAGCAGUCAACAGCGUCAGGAGUGGGAAGUGCACCAAAAGGCCGAGGCAGUGGUCUUCCUACGAUAGAUGUGGUUAGAGCUCACUUUGGUGCGGACCAUCCAGCACAUCAAUUCUACGUUCACCUAUUGCCACUUUUGAAAGGAAUAGCUGUCAUGCUCUGGCGAAAGGAUAUGUGGGUGCCUCGCAUCGUGUCAGUUUCGACGGAUUAUCAACGAUUAUGAACAAGUCAACUAUCGUCUUUAUUUUCAUCAUCUUCAAAGCAAACUUGUCUUUAAAUUUGUAGAGGUGGAGGUGCCAUUAGAGCCAUUUGUACAUUCUGAUUCGCUUGCUCUUCGUGAUUGCACUAGUUUUUUAAUUUCUUUAGUAUUAUCAUUAUGCAUUGAACAUCAUCAGAAUAGUCAGAGGCUUAUCGAAUGUAAGAAGGUACUCAGUAAAAAAAUAGAAAAUUCCCGGCAUUGUUCAUACUGGCUGCAGUUCCAUUCGGAAACGAAAGUCGUCGCGGAGAGUUUCAUACGGGUUGCUUCCUUGAAGUCGGUAAACGUGCCUGAUCCAACAUUGCGAUUGUUGCAGGACGUUGCGGCGGGGACCCCGAUUCCGCCAAGCAGGCCAAAGCUCUUUCAAAUCCAUGUCUUGAGGUUCGAUUCGCCACCGCUGCGUCUACAGGUGCCGACUAUCACGACGCUCCAUCUCCUGACACAAGGUUUCAAGAUCAUAUGCGAGACUCCGAAGGAACAACUCGCUUACUACGCUGUGGUCUUGGGCUUGAAGACUACAUAGUCAUAGACGUAGACAAAGAUUACAACCUCUUUUGAUUUAAAGACUCCUGUACUAGAAUUAGAGCAGAACGAGAUCCUCUUCCUCGUUCUUGGGGAAAACAUCUAAAAUAAACGAGAAAUUACACAAUUCACCUGGUGAUCAACGCAUCAUGUCUAUGUCUACCAUCACAUUAUCUAGUUCCGCGCAUGUGUCCUCUGUGUCACAGUCAAAGAUGAGCAACUGAAACUGAAUCUGAACAUCGACAUCCGUCGCUGUCUAACGUCCAAAUUCUACGUAGCACUAGCAUGCUAAAUUUUACAUUGGUUUUCCUGAGUUGUAACAACAACAAGACGAAGACGCAUUAUUCUCUUCAAAGGAAGAAAUACCUCGCUGUGCUGGUGAUGAUAUUUCGGACUUUGUCAGAGGUCGUUGUCCUCUUUCGUUAGUACUACUUCACUUCUUAGGAAUUGAAGUCUGGCAUUGAAAGUCCCGUCGACAGUUUCGGAGUACUGAUCUGGGCAUCCUACCAUACCAGUACUACGCCGUCCUAAAUAAUCGGUAUUAACAGUCCGCG
This is a messenger RNA of Amoebophrya sp. A25, 2250 nucleotides long. The record is from the annotation of a GenBank genome assembly. Lineage: Eukaryota; Dinophyceae; Syndiniales; Amoebophryaceae.